Molecule: messenger RNA, 1842 nt
Organism: Mesocestoides corti
Lineage: Eukaryota; Metazoa; Platyhelminthes; Cestoda; Cyclophyllidea; Mesocestoididae
Source: the annotation of a GenBank genome assembly
AUGCGUUUCAGGCGUCCAGUGUUGCCAUCUCUCGGCAUCUCAGGCGGAAUAAAAGUGGAAGACGAGAAUGCCGCAACACUCAAUUCAUUUGAUCGUAAGACUUCAUCGGCUUACAAUACAUUAAUCACUGACUCUUCAUCUGCUAUCUCCGUACCUUCCCGAUGCAAAUCAGGGUCGACCGAACCCUUCUCGACUCCUGAACCUUGUUCUCCUCCAGAGUCUUUUCAGCCUCCUUCAGCGGUGCCUCAAGCCAAAGUCAGACGUCUAGAUGCCUCCUUGACACCACCCGAACAGCCAACAGCACCAACCUCAGUUCGGUUCCCUAACCUAGUUGCAGCUUACUCCCGCACCCCUCUAAAAAUAUCUGCCCAAACGCUCAACGGAGCGGACGGUUCAACGUUAGCAACUCCAUUAUCAAUUGAGAGGUCGUCUUCGCGUUCACCCACUGCCACCGCUUCGCCAUCUUUGAUCGACGAGGGGGGCUCAGGCGGUGGCUCCAGCUUGGAUGCGAUUGAAUCGGUGGAGCACGGUUCGGUGUAUGAAAAGCCGCCAUAUUCGUAUGCUCAGCUCAUCAUCCAAGCAAUUGUUUCAGCUCCAAAUCGUCGCCUUACCCUCUCUGACAUUUACAACUACAUCUCGACCCAAUUCCCCUACUACAAACCAAGCCAGAAGGGUUGGCAAAAUUCUAUUCGCCACAAUCUCUCCUUAAAUCGGUACUUCAUUCGAAUCCCGCGAGGUCAAGAGGAACCCGGCAAAGGGGCGUUUUGGCGACUCGAUCCCGAGUCAGAAGCUCAUCUGGUAGUUAAGGCCUUUCAAAAGCGGCGUCAGCGAUCCUACGCCGUUCCAGCUUACGUUGCCAGCGGCACCUCGCCUCAGAGUAAUUCCACAAAUUUAGCCUUCCAUGAGCAAGUUAAUGAUCAUCCAGCCUUUGGCGGAGCCACAAGUCGCCUUCCAAGUCUUCAUGAUUCCUCGAACUCGGCCUUCAAACGGACUUCCACCGUCGGUGAAACCAUUUCUGGCCUCUCUGUGGACUCUGGAGACGCAGCAUCCUUUCUGCAAAAAAGUGCUGUAGCGGGUUUGUCGAUCUUCAAGAAUCCUGCGACAGGCCUGUUUGCGCGGGAUGACAGCAUCCUGGCCUCAAGUCUCAUUCUCGCGGGGAAUUCCCUGAUGAACAACUUACAGCCCACAGGUUCUGGGCAGCCGCACUACGUUGCCGGUAGCCAGCACUCCAACGGGGUCUCGCAGCUCUACUCCCAGUUUCAAAAUUACUUUCAGACACAAAACGAAGCCUCCUUCUUCCCAGGCCUCUUCCCCUCUGCUGGCACCGUCGCCAGUUCCACUGGCGCGCCGACUCCAGUGCAGGCUGACGGUGAGGUAAAAGUCUCGCGACAAAUGCCAAACCUCAGUGCCUCACUCCUGCGAAGUCGCUCCGGCUCACUCAGUCGACGGGCUUCGGCUCCGGAUUUACAAAAAUUGUCCAGCAAUGGAGAGUCGUCUGUCGCUACUGCCACGGGUGUGACCAUGGGCGGAACACUCACUUCCCUGAUGUCCCAAAAGGGCACUGAACAGCUAGUUCGAGCUCUUCGCGGAAGUCUUCUCAUCGAGCCUUCGUCGGUAGGCAGCGACCGGAGUCAACUAACCGGUUGCCUUACCCCUACAAACAUAGCCGCAACACUCAGCUCAACUCAGCCACCAACUCAAGCGAGUUCCGAGGCUGAAUUGUACCAAUCGCCUGUUCGGAGGCCGGGAAGUUCUUCCAACGUGUUUCCCCUUCCAAGCGAUGAUGACGAAGAGACCCUCUUCGUCCACGACGGGGCCCCGAUUGCACUGACGCCCUCAUAA